Molecule: messenger RNA, 652 nt
Organism: Cornus florida
Lineage: Eukaryota; Viridiplantae; Streptophyta; Magnoliopsida; Cornales; Cornaceae
Product: protein PELPK1-like
Exons: 1
Coding region: 51-413 (120 amino acids)
Source: RefSeq, a predicted model, not a curated record
AAACCCUUAUCUUGAAUCUUGAGGAACUUGUAAUCUGAUCUACUCCAACAAUGGCUCUUCACCAGCAUAUAUCCUUUCUUUUUCUGCUGUCGUUUGUCACUUUGUUAUCGAUGAAUGGCAACACGAUGCAGGGAGAGGGGCGACUCCUUUUGGAGGCAACCUUGCCAGAGCUUCCUAAGCCUGAAUUGCCAACGCUAACAAAGCCUGAGCUGCCACCAUUGCCUGAGCUUCCUAAGCCUGAGCUACCACUAUUGCCUCAUGUCCCGACUUUGCCAGAGCCAGAGUUGCCAACUCUGCCAAAGCCAGAAGUCCCAAAACUGCCUGAAAUCCCGGCUUUGCCCCAUUUUCCUGACCUGCCUAAGCCCACAAUCCCAACCAUUCCAACCCUGCCCGCGGACUUGCACAUUCCUUAAUUUCCUCUCCUCACCUCACUCAACCACUACUCCUCGAAUCAUGUUGCUAUUCACGAUAGGCGAGUAGACUUUUUUAUAUAUAGAUUUGGUAUUUUGUAAUGUUUGAUGUAUGUCUCCCAUGAGCCGAUACUCAUUUUAUUCUUUUCUUCCAUCUAGAGGAAAUGGUUGCCAUUGCUCAUGAUUUGUUAUGUUUGUGUGCUACUUAUACUUUGUUAUAUGUUUGUAUUACUGUAACAUAA